AUGUCGGCGAAGGCGGAAUCCCAGACCAAGAAGUUCGGCGGCUCAAGCCGGACAAUUCCUCACACCUCCGAGAAGGCCCAGAAGUGGUAUCCCGCUGAGGAUGUUGCCCAGCCCAGGAAGACCCGCAAGGCCGUCCGUGCCUGGGCUCCUCGCAAGACCCUCCAGCCCGGCACCGUUCUGAUCCUGCUCGCUGGCCGAUUCCGGGGCAAGCGUGUCGUUCUCCUGAAGGCCCUCGACCAGGGCGUCCUCCUGGUCACCGGUCCCUUCAAGAUCAACGGUGUCCCUCUGCGCCGCGUCAACUCCCGCUACGUCAUCGCCACAUCACAGAAGGUCGACCUGUCCGGAGUAGACGAGAAGAAGAUUGAGGAGAUUGCUCAGCCCAAGUACUUCACCGCCGAGAAGACCAAGGAGAAGGCUGGCGAGGAGGCUUUCUUCAAGCAGGGCGAGAAGGCACAGAAGAAGGAGGUGAGCAGCAGCCGAGCAGCUGACCAGAAGGCCAUCGACAAGGCUCUGUUGGCCAACAUCAAGAAGGUGGAUCUGCUGGCGAGCUACCUCGCUUCGUCUUUCAGCUUGCGCAAGGGCGACAAGCCUCACCUGAUGAAGUGGUAG
Messenger RNA from Phaeoacremonium minimum UCRPA7, 609 nucleotides. RefSeq names its product putative 60s ribosomal protein l6 protein. The record is from RefSeq and is a predicted model, not a curated record. The transcript is spliced from 3 exons. Gene Ontology annotation, biological process: ribosomal large subunit assembly; cytoplasmic translation. Gene Ontology annotation, molecular function: structural constituent of ribosome; RNA binding. NCBI's taxonomy places the organism in Eukaryota, Fungi, Ascomycota, Sordariomycetes, Togniniales, Togniniaceae. Gene Ontology annotation, cellular component: ribosome; cytosolic large ribosomal subunit. Bases 1 to 609 code for a protein of 202 amino acids.